Onthophagus taurus is the source of this 1460-nucleotide messenger RNA. RefSeq lists its product as uncharacterized. Gene Ontology annotation, biological process: ribosomal small subunit biogenesis. NCBI's taxonomy places the organism in Eukaryota, Metazoa, Arthropoda, Insecta, Coleoptera, Scarabaeidae. The record is from RefSeq and is a predicted model, not a curated record. Gene Ontology annotation, cellular component: nucleolus. Gene Ontology annotation, molecular function: rRNA binding.
ACCUCCUUUUCAACUUCUUUUCGAACACGCUAUCAGCACGUUUCAUACAUCCCGAACACGUGCGGUUAUAAAACCACGUUUUUGAUUCAUAGUUUUUGAAAAUAGUUAACCACGCGUUAAAUAUGCAGAAUAAAGUAGACAGAAAACGUAAAUUUGGCGGUGAAGGUAAGAAAAAUCAGACGAAAGGUCAAAAGAGUCCAACAGAAUCAGUUGCUGCGCAAAACGACAAGAAAAAGAUGAUGAAAAGGAAAGCCCCGAAAGAAAAUGGGGAUGCCGAUGGGAAGAAAAAGAAGCUGGCAUUCGGUGGUACCGCAAAUUUAGAUGGUAAAAAAGAGGGUGCGGAAGAAAAUGGAGGGAAGGUAAUGAAUAGCGCGCAACGUAAACGAUUAAGGAAUAAGCAAAAAAGGCAAAUGAGUCGACAUUCUCUUGGUAAAAUUAUUGGCGAGAUGCAAAAAGGUGACGCAGAUCGUAUUCAGUCUGUUAAAAAUAAGAUAGAAGCAAUUAAAUCGAGGGAUACAAUAACUAACAAUGCUAGGAGGAAGUUAAGAAAGUUGGAAGGUAUUUUAAGAUUAUGCGGGAUUCCAGUAGAAACAUCAACCGGAAAGAAGGUUUCCCCAAAAGGAAAGAAUCAAAAAACUAAAAAUGCGUCACAAAAAUCUAAAAAAGCUGCAGUAACUAAAGAAGAAUCUGAUGAAAAUGAUGCCGAAGAAGAAGAAGAUUCUGAUAUGGAAGAUUCCACUGCAAACACUUCCCAAGAAUUCCUAUCUUUAGAAGGUGAAGACUCUGAAGAAGAUGAUGACGAUGAAGAGGAUGAUGAAGAUGAUGAAAGUGAGGAAGAGGAUGAUGAGGAGGAAAAACCAACACCGACAAAACAAACUUCUCCAAAUAAUAAGUCUCAACAAAAAGGAAAAUCUCGUUAUGUCGUUUUUGUAGGAAAUCUACCUUACGAUAUAGAAAAACAGCAAUUGAUGGAUCAUUUUGAGAAAGUUGGCGAAAUUCAUGAUAUCCGCAUAGUUACAGAUCCAAAAACAAAGAAACCUAAAGGAUUUGCAUAUGUAGAGGUUAAGAAUGAAGAUUCUUAUCAAAAAGCUUUAGGUCUUCAUAACACGUUUAUUAACGGUAGGAAAAUAAACGUUCAAUACACGCAAGGUGGAAAAAAGAAGGGCGAAGAUGCCAAAAAAGAGAUAAAAGCGAAAAAUAUGAAGUUACAAGCGAUGAGGAAGGAAGGAAAGUUUGGCGGUAAAAAUCCAUCUCAAAAGAGAUCGCAAAGACGAAUGAAGCAAGGGUCUAAAUAAGGAUGAUAAUAAUUUUUUUUAAUUUUAAUUACAUUGAUGACUUCGUUUAUUUUUGGAUACUAUCAACUUAAAAAUGAUUAACGUUUGCUGUUAUUAUUAUCUUUAAGUAUUGGUGUCAUUUUGUAAUGUUUAAGAAUACAAUAUAAAAAAAACUAUUCCAAAUAA